Messenger RNA from Electrophorus electricus (electric eel), 7478 nucleotides. RefSeq names its product SH3 and multiple ankyrin repeat domains 3a (gene shank3a). Gene Ontology annotation, molecular function: ionotropic glutamate receptor binding; synaptic receptor adaptor activity. NCBI's taxonomy places the organism in Eukaryota, Metazoa, Chordata, Actinopteri, Gymnotiformes, Gymnotidae. The record is from RefSeq and is a predicted model, not a curated record. Gene Ontology annotation, cellular component: postsynaptic membrane; dendritic spine; postsynaptic density.
AUGCCUGUGAGUGGGGACGCCGGUAACCAUGAGCCCCCCGCACCCAGAGAGGCUCCCCAGCCGCUGCCGCUCCAGUCCCAGCCUGCGUCCACCCUCCUCCCCCUCGUGCUCCCCCUUGAGCUCCCCCUCUCGCUCCCUCUCCUCAUCCACUCUCGCCCCGCGCUGCCACAGCCACAGCCGCACCGCCUCCUCCGCGGCAGCCAGGGGGACAGCUCCCACAGUUCCCGCGGAGACGGUUGCCGAGCGCCGGCCAACCCCAUGGAGGAACCCCAGGGCAACACUCUGGUCGUCCGCAUAGGCAUCCCUGACCUGCAGCAAACGAAAUGUAUGAGGUUUAAUGUGGAGUCACCAAUCUGGCUGUCUAAGCAGCACAUCCUUUGCACAUUGAACCAGAGCCUGAAAGAUGUGCUGAACUACGGACUUUUCCAGCCUGCAUACAAUGGUAAAGCCGGCAAGUUCCUGGAUGAACAGCGCACACUGAAGGAAUACCCACUACCAGCCACUACUCCUAUACCAUAUCUGGAGUUUCGCUACAAGAGACGUGUGUACACACAGACUUACCUUGAUGAAAAGCAGCUCUCCAAACUCCAUACUAAGGCUAACUUGAAGAAGUUUAUGGAGUAUGUUCAGCAAAGGAGUAUUGAAAAGGUAUCAAAGUUUCUGGAGAAAGGGCUCGACCCAAAUUUCCAUGACCCAGAGACUGGAGAAUGUCCAUUGACAAUGGCAGCUCAGUUAGAAGGCUGUGCAGACCUCAUUAAGGUAUUGAAAAGUGGAGGAGCCCACCUGGACUUCAGGACCAGAGAUGGCAUCACUGCCCUCCACAAAGCUGUGCGCACAAAAAACCACACAGCACUCAUAACGCUGCUGGACCUGGGGGCAAGUCCUGACUACAAGGACAGCCGCGGUCUGACCCCACUCUAUCACAGCGCCAUGGUGGGGGGUGACCCCUACUGCUGCGAGCUGCUCCUGCAUGACCAUGCUCAGGUGGGCUGUGUGGACGAGAAUGGCUGGCAGGAGGUCCACCAGGCCUGUCGUCAUGGCCAUGUGCAGCACCUAGAGCACCUCCUCUUCUAUGGCGCUGACAUGAGUGCACAGAAUGCUUCUGGAAACACUGCCCUGCACAUCUGUGCCCUCUACAACCAGGAUAGUUGUGCACGUGUUUUGCUGUUCAGAGGCGCAAAUAAAGAGAUAAAGAACUACAACAGCCAAACUGCCUUCCAGGUGGCUAUCAUUGCUGGAAAUUUUGACCUGGCAGAAAUUAUAAAAGUUCACAAAGCAUCAGAUGUUGUGCCUUUCAGGGAGACCCCCUCCUACACAAACCGCCGGCGUGUGACCACGGGGGGUGGCACUCGGACGACAUCACGUUCACUGCUUCGCUCAGCCUCUGACAACAACCUGAACAAUGGGACCGAGGCUGUCACCGCCUAUUCGCCAGUGCCAUCUCUGCGGAGCCUGCCCCCUCUAGCGCCCCCUGCAGGGGAGGUAGCCGCUGAUGGCAGUCUCCAGAGCACCGGCAGCUCCCGCUCCUCCCAUUCCCGGUCCCCCUCCUUGCAGCGUGUCAGCGAGGAACCCGACAUGCAUGCUCUGCGCAGACACGGGCACAGCCAUGGACGCCUCAGCCCCGGGACAGUGCAGCGGGACCCCAGUCCUCCCCCCGUGGGGCCCGCGCACACACUCGCUGGGGCCCGCGGGCCCAAGCGGAAACUCUACAGCGCUGUGCCCGGACGCACCUUCAUCGUGGUCAAACCCUACACACCCCAGGGAGAGGGUGAGAUCCAGCUGAACCGUGGAGAAAGGGUGAAAGACUACCACUCAAAUGCAGUGGAAGUGUUGAGUAUAGGAGAGGGGGGGUUCUGGGAAGGCACUGUGAAAGGGAGGACUGGCUGGUUCCCUGCAGACUGUGUGGAGGAGGUGCAGAUGAGACAGUAUGACCCUCGACUAGAAACAAGAGAGGAUCGUACUAAGAGGCUUUUCAGACACUACACUGUGGGCUCUUAUGACAACUUUACCUCUUAUAGUGAUUACAUCAUUGAGGAGAAGGAUGCUGUGCUGCAGAAGAAAGAAAAUGAGGGCUUUGGUUUUGUCCUGCGAGGAGCCAAAGCGGAGACACCUAUUGAGGAGUUUACCCCUACCCCAGCCUUCCCAGCAUUGCAGUACCUGGAGUCUGUUGAUGUGGAGGGAGUGGCCUGGAGGGCGGGGCUUCGAACAGGUGACUUUCUCAUUGAGGUGAACGGGGUGAACGUGGUGAAGGUGGGCCAUAAGCAGGUAGUGUCCCUCAUCCGGCAGGGUGGCAACAGUCUGCUGAUGAAGGUGGUGUCCGUCUCACGCAAAGCUGAGUCUGAGGACAUGGUCAGGAAGAAGGCACCUCCACCACCCAAGAGAGCGCCCAGCACCACCCUCACCCCGAGGUCCAAGAGCAUGACCGCUGAGCUGGAGGAGCUAGCAUCUGCAAGAAGGAGGCGAGGAGAAAGGCUAGAUGAGAUCUUAGCCUCCCAGGAGUCAGUGUUGAGGCCUCAGGUGGAAGCAGACUAUAGAGCUGCCACAGUGAAGCAGCGUCCAACCAGCCGCCGGAUUACACCAGCAGAAAUCAGUUCUCUCUUUGAGCGGCAGGGGCUUGCUUUUCAUGGUGCUCUUCACCCAGAGCUGGGAAAAGCUCACAUGCAGCUGCCCAAAAGCAUGUCCAGAACCAAGUCCUUUGGAGCCACUGAGGAGGACCGUCUGUCUGCCCUGGCAGCGGAGCACAGAUUUCCGAGGAGCUCCUCAAUGACGGACAGCCUGAGAGACAGCCACAGCAUCCCACCUCCUCCCCAGACAGCACCUCCUCCUCCACCCUCACUUUACUACCUGGACACGGGUCCUCCCCCGGCCUUCUGCCCGCCCCCACCUCCCAGCCGCCCUCACGAUCCUAGCCGCUCCAGCUUUAAGCCGGGCUCUGAGCCACGACUCCACGCCCUGCCACAGACAAUGUCGGCCGAACUGUACGAGCCUCCCCGCCACGCUGCUCACAUCGAGCGGCAGAAGAAAGCCCGCUCCAUGAUCAUCCUGCAGGAUUCCACCCAUCUCCCCGUGGAGCCCACAGACAUUCCACGGCCUGGCCCUGCCCUCACUCCGCCCGAGAGGAUUAAGCGGAAGGGGCGUGUCAUUGACAACCCAUAUGCCAAUGUGGGCCAGUUCAACAUUGGUCUUUACACACCGUCACAAAGCAAACCGCAGCGCAGGAAGAGCCCGCUGGUGAAGCAGCUGCAGGUGGAGGAAGCCCAGGAGAGGGCGUCACUGGCGCUGGCCUCGGUCCAUGCCCGGGAGCACUCGCCCACCGGGCGGCUGGCAGCCCACCACACCAGCAGGGCUGAGUACUAUCAGCAGCAUCUGUUGCAGGAGCGUACUCAUGCCCAGGCUGAGGGGCUACUGCACAGCAAAGGGCCUUUCGCGGCUGCCAUCACCGGCGCCGUCAAGGACCGUGACCGGCGUCUUGAUGAGCGGCGGAAAUCCACGGUCUUCCUGUCCGUGGGCACCAUGGAAAGUAGCUCGGCCCCAUCUCUGGAUUCCCCCUCACUCACACAGUCGCAUUCCGUUGAUGAGCGCAUGCUCGGCAGUGAACUGGGCCAGCUACCUCCACCCGCCCUGGCACUGAGGCCUGCCCCAGGCGGCACCACCUUCAUCCAUCCACUGACAGGCAAACCCUUGGACCCCAACUCCCCGCUGGCACUUGCGCUGGCCGCAAGGGAACGGGCCUUAACCUCUCAGAGCCAGUCUCCUUCCAGCAGCCCUGAACCCAGGACUAAACAUGGGGCUCUGGGGGGGGUCCUAUUCUUGGACACCCAGACCAAAGAGGCUGAGCGCGCCGAGGGUGUGGGGGAGCUCACCUCUCCCACGUUCUCUACUGGAGAAAAGAGGACUUUCACUCCCACCCCCACCAGCAAGAUCCAGUGGGGAACACCCACCACUGCUAGGAAAGAAUUAGAGGCUGCCGUGGAGCGGAAAGAGGAGAGAAAGGCAGAGGACAAGAAGAGUAUGAUCAUUAGCAUAAUGGACACAUCACAGCAGAAGACUGCUGGGCUUAUCAUGGUUCAUGCCACCAGUAAUGGACAGGCGGUGGGACUGGGCCAGGAACGCAUCUGCCCGUCUCCCAAAAGCAUGCUGUCAGAGAGCCCUAAACCUAUGCUGGCUGAAAUCAAACGAGCAAAGUCCCCAAGCUCAGAAGUACCUUCUGCUACCACUCCAACCCCUGCCGUGCCAUCCACCACCCAGGUUCCUCUGAGUCCCAACUCUGAUAAAACCCCCCAACCAUCCCCUAGCCCUUCUUCAGAUAAAACCUUGGCCCAGGGAAGCUCAGAGGAGGAUGUGGAGCCCUACACAGUCACCUUGCCCCCGGCCAUGCUGUCCUCUAGUGAUGAGGAGACACGGGAGGAACUUCGGAAAAUUGGUGUGGUUCCUCCACCAGAUGAAUUUGCCAAUGGUCUCCUGGUGAAGGCGCCAGAUGCUACAGUACCUCUUGCUCCACCUUCGGCAGCCAAGCAGGCAGCCCCCUCAGACCCAACCCCGGCCCCUCAAACGGCAGCCGCUGCGGCAGCACAGGCCCCUGCCACCAGCGGCCCGCCAGCAGCCUCAGGGAAGCCAUCUGAGCCCCACCUGGGCCCAGAGUCUGCUGCUGACUCCGGGGUGGAGGAGGUGGACACUCGUAGCUCCAGCGAUCACCACUUGGAGACCACAAGCACCAUCUCCACCGUUUCCAGCAUGUCCACACUCUCCUCAGAGAGCGGCGAGGCCACCGACACCUACACCUCCCAUGCCGACGGCCAGACCUUCAUCCUCGACAAGCCGCCAGUGCCUCCAAAGCCAAAGCUCAAGUCCCAGCUCAGCAAGGGCCCAGUGACGUUCAGGGACCCCCUGCUCAAGCAGUCGUCCGACAGCGAGCUGCUCUCGCAGCAGCACGCAGCUGCACUGGCAGCCGCCACGGGGGCCACUGGCCCGGCAAGACCCCGCUACCUCUUCCAGAGACGCUCGAAGCUGUGGGGGGACCCCAUUGAGCCCCGGCCACUUGCAAGCACCAAGGAAGGCAAACCCACUGUGAUAAGUGAGCUCAGCUCCAGGCUGCAGCAGCUCAAUAAGGACACGCGCUCGCUCGGAGAGGAACCCCUUGGGGGUUCACUCGACCCUGGACGCAAGUCACCUGUCGCCGGUGCAAGACUCUUCAGCAGUCUAGGCGAGCUCCACACCAUCUCUCAGAGAAGCUACGGCACCACCUACACUAUCCGGCCGGGUAGCCGUUAUCCAGUGACCCGUCGAACACCCAGCCCUAGCUCUGGUUCCCCAGACCGCUCGGACCCACUCGGACCCAUCCGGGGCUUUGGCCUGGCCACCUCCCCCACCACACCCCCUACCAUCCUCAAAUCCUCCAGCCUCAGCCUGCCCCAUGAGCCAAAAGAGGUGCGCUUCGUCAUGAGGAGCUCCAGCGCCAGAAGCCGCUCUCCUUCGCCCGCUCCCUCCCCUGGCCUGCCCACCCCACUUCUGACACUGCGUCCAUUCCACCAGAAACCUCUCCACCUGUGGAACAAGUAUGACGUGGGUGACUGGCUGGCCAGUAUUAACCUAGCUGAACACCGUGAGCGAUUCCAGGAGCACGAGAUUGAGGGCUCGCACCUUCCUGCCCUCACUAAGGAUGACUUCGCUGAGCUGGGUGUGACACGUGUUGGACAUCGAAUGAACAUCGAGCGGGCCCUGAAACAGCUGCUGGAGAGUUGACCCUUCACCCCACUCUGUCUGUAGCUAGUCUCACCAGAGAAAGGGUUUUGUUGUUGUUUUGUUUUUGUUUUUUUGUUUGUUUGGGGGUUUUUGGCCAGAUUUUUAAAUCUUUUUUUGUGUGUGGUUUUGUGGUUCUGAAGUAAUAUAUAAUCCCUGAAUCAUUUUAGUGAUUCGAGGAACAUAAUCCCCACCUCUUUGGUAGCAAUCUGGGCCCAAUAAUUCCCAUCUCACUACCAGCAGCAGGUUUGACAGGUUCUGCAUAUUUAAGUGGGGCUGUAAGUUGCAUGAAUACCAUGUAGAAUACGCUGUCAGUAAAGGUUUGACUUGCAUAACUGGACAUGAAUAUCACCCUCUCCUCCCUGUUUCCCCCUCUUUUGGUUCCCUAUUGCUAUCUGCUGCAUAGGGUUCUCCCAUCUGUUUGAAAAAAGGAGGAAGAGGGGAGUUCAAUUGCCUUUCAGAAUAUUUUUUAGGAGUGGAAGAGAAGAGUCAGUUUGGCUGGGUCAUUUCUACCUGCCCCAGUCCCAUUCUGGCUGAGGGACGUAAUAUAUCUGGAGAAUGUUAAACCAACACUAGUGGCUUUUUCAUAAUCAGACCUUUCCUUUGGUGUUCCAAAGGGAAUGUGACACUAGAUAGGAAAUCUCAAUGUAUUUACAUAGUUUUGAAAAAGGAGAGAGACAAAGAAAAGACAAGAUGAACUGUGCAAAACUGCACUGGUCUCUCUCCUGUAGAUGAUGUUUAUUCCAUCAAUAAAUUACUCAUUUUUACCAAUUAUAUACAUAUAUAUUUGACAGAAAAGUAUAUAGAUAUAUGAAUAUAACAUUUUGUCAAAAAUAUAAAACUUAUAUAUGGUAUUCUAUAUAAAGACAAAAAACACUGUUGGAAAUGUUUUUUUUUUUUCCUAAUGGUCAUCCUUUUAUGGACUGUAGCAUGAAACGUCACAUCACCAGGUAUGGCAGGUAUCAGAUUUGUUAACAGUGCAUUGUACCAUUCUCUCUUUUUAUUUGCUUUAUUCUAUGGGUUUAUUAUUAUUUAACGAAACCUGGUCUUCCACCUACAAAUAGGGCGUCCCACAGUGGAGGCUGUGUUUGACUGAUUCCCUCUCUAUCACACACACAAACACAUAUUACAAAGUGCUUGGCAUCGCAUAACCUCAGUGACACUGUCAACAAAUCAUCUACUUGCACACCCACACACAUUAAAACUUCCAUAUCAAAUUUUGCCCAAUGUCUAAACCAUCAUCUUCAAAUUUAAUUUGGUGAAAAAUAAGACAUGCGCUAUGCAAUAACAGAGUGCAUGUGUGUUUGCGUGUAUUGUGAUGGAGCCACUGUGGGACAAGCAACAUCUUUUCCAUACGUAGUAGUUCAGCUGCAUGUUACAUGUUAUUAAGAUAUCACAAAAGAAAGCAAAAGACAGAAUCUAUAAUUGUAAGAGAUUUUCUGAGCCACUACACAGGGGCUAAUGUGGCUCAGGGCCUCUUCAGCUCGGAGCUCGAAGCACUGAAGCAUCUGGACAGUUAAUUUGAGCUUAUUUAUUUGUUUGUUUAUUGGUAACUCAAUCAUAGGAAGAUUUUGUAGCUUGUGAAAUAUAAUGCUUAGAAUAAUUUUUAUUAACUUAGUUUGAAUUUUACAAUAAACAUUAAGCUGAAAUAACUGUCCUUUCAAAACAUACAACUGUAUAUAUGGACAAAUUACAAAUUAUUUGCUUUUUAUAUCAAUCAUAAGCAAUGUAUAUAUGAU